AUGGGUCGGCUGGCGUGUUACAAACUUGUUCGUGCCGCGUCCCAAAGCAGCCCAGAGCGCGGUGCACCUUCACGCAUGAUUGGAUAUGGCGAUUUGAGGGUCGAGCAGCUGCUUGUCACCCUGUUGGCUCACAUUCAAAUGAAAAUCUAUUGUAAUGUGCAGGAUAAAUUAAAACCAAAGAUAUCAGAACGUCUUAAUGUACUUAUGAAAUAUGACAAAAUGUGCCAUUGUGAAAAUAACAUAAUGCUCCAGGCAAUAUGGAGAAGC
This is a messenger RNA of Brenthis ino (lesser marbled fritillary), 267 nucleotides long. The record is from the annotation of a GenBank genome assembly. Lineage: Eukaryota; Metazoa; Arthropoda; Insecta; Lepidoptera; Nymphalidae.